This is a messenger RNA of Exophiala spinifera, 1335 nucleotides long. RefSeq lists its product as uncharacterized. The record is from RefSeq and is a predicted model, not a curated record. The coding region runs from base 1 to 1335 and encodes 444 amino acids. The transcript has a single exon. NCBI's taxonomy places the organism in Eukaryota, Fungi, Ascomycota, Eurotiomycetes, Chaetothyriales, Herpotrichiellaceae. Gene Ontology annotation, molecular function: coproporphyrinogen oxidase activity. Gene Ontology annotation, cellular component: mitochondrial intermembrane space; cytoplasm.
AUGUCCAUGGCUAGACCAUCGUCAAGCUCAUUGCGAGCCUCGCUGCUCAGAUCCCCAGCGUCCUGGAAUGCGCAGUCGAUACCGGCUCGCUGUCGCUUCUCGACAAGUCGAAGAUGUCUGGCUUCGACCCCGAUUCCUCAAACUCACCACACCGCAGGUCGCGCGUACCUACGAACGUCGCUCGGUGUCGUCUUCCUCGGCGGUCUGAUCUAUACCAUGGCCAAUAGCAAUACUGCAGCAAAUGAUUCACCGCCGGUGCAACCAGUCUCGCUGGCUGAGGUGGACGCGGUCACCAAGAGCAGGACGAAGAUCACAAAGAACUCCCCAAUGAGACUGCGGAUGGAGGCUCUGAUUGAGGAACACCAAAAUCGCAUCGUGUUUGCGCUGGAGGACAUUGACGGCAAGAAGUUCCAGCGUGACAAGUGGACGAGAUCACACGGUGGUGGUGGAACGUCGUGCGUUCUGCAGGACGGAAACGUCUUUGAGAAAGCGGGCGUCAACACCAGCGUUGUCUAUGGCGAACUACCUCGCCCUGCGAUCGAGAAGAUGCGGGCGGACCACAAGUCCUUUGUUGACUCGGACGUCGAGAAGCUCAACUUCUUCGCGGCGGGCAUUUCGCUUGUUCUCCAUCCACACAACCCCAUGGCGCCGACCGUCCACCUCAACUACCGAUACUUUGAGACCUCAGACCCCCGAGACCCCGUGAACGCCACGGGCACCUCGCAGACUAAUUGGUGGUUCGGCGGCGGCACAGAUUUGACACCAUGUUAUCUGUUCGAAGACGAUGCAAAGCACUUCCACAAGACGCUUAAAAUCGCCUGCGACAAGCACGACACAGAGUAUUAUCCUAGGUUCAAGAAAUGGUGUGACGACUACUUCAAGAUUGAGCACCGCAAGGAGUCCCGGGGAAUUGGCGGGAUUUUCUUUGACGAUCUCGAUGCGAGCACACAGCCCAGCUCGAGAAACCCUCAAGAGGACAUCUUCCAGUUCGUCGUUUCCGGGUUGGAAUCGUUCCUCCCUGCCUACCUCCCGAUCAUCAAAAAGAGAAAGGACUUGCCGUUUACGCACCAGCAGAAAGAAUGGCAACAGCUACGACGUGGGAGGUAUGUCGAGUUCAACCUGAUUUACGACCGGGGGACGAGCUUUGGCCUGCGCACUCCCGGUGCGAGGGUCGAGAGUAUCCUGAUGAGUCUCCCGCUGACGGCUCGUUGGGAAUACAUGCACCCACUGUGCGGCACGGGGCUGCCAGAGAGUGUGGAAGAGGAAGAAGACGGCCAACACGAACAGGAGAAGGAGCUGAUGGAUGUGCUGAAGAACCCCAGAGACUGGGCAUAA